AUGUAUGCUGUUGGUAAGGAUUCACAAGUGAGCACGUGAGGAGUGCAGAAAUAAUUCAGCUCUGUCGUCCCUCGGAAUUAAGUUAAUCUUUUCCCUUCGCUGUUUUAUCAGGUGGUUAUGGUUAAAGGAGACACAGUACUGGACAUGAGAGGACGCUGUAGCGCUGGACAGAAGGUUUGAAUCGGAAGCGUACCCUAAGAUAAGACCCCACGAGGCAUCCGUCCUUCGAACGGGCCUUAAAGAUCUUAAAUUAGACUCUUGCGAGCAUAGGAACCUUGUUUUCUGUUUCUUUCUUUAUUUUUUUUUGUUAUUAUAAUUAUUAUUUUUUCUUCUGAAGUGUGUUUGUAUCAUCGUUUUUACAAUGUUUUGCCUGGCACAUUAUCAAUUGAGCUGCAUAGAAGAAUUGACGUAGUGACAAGCCACAUAAGUCAGUGAAAUUUUGAUGUUCUUUGUCACUUUGAGAUGCUUUUACUACCCUUCUCCUGACCUUCGAAACAUAAAUCGUAAAAGUGCAAAUGGGAGGUGACUUUUGACUUUCUGAAGGACAAAAGAUUGUGUAUUGCUGGUACGGUAUAUUUAACCAGAGACUGUUUGGAAAAUUUUCAUUUAAUUUCGUUUUUUCUUUUUACAAACCCUCUCUUUACUUUUCAUCUGCUGAUAUAUUGCUAUCACAGGUUCUGGCAUCGUUGAUAAUCAGAUUAGCUCUAGCAGAAACAUUCUGUCUGAACUGCGGUAUUUUAACUCUCGACGAGCCGACUACAAUUGCGAACCAAUUAGGAGCGUAA
This is a messenger RNA of Pocillopora meandrina, 785 nucleotides long. Lineage: Eukaryota; Metazoa; Cnidaria; Anthozoa; Scleractinia; Pocilloporidae. The record is from the annotation of a GenBank genome assembly.